AUGUCAUGCGCCGUCGCUGCUGACCUGCCGGCCUUGAUCGAGCUGGAGGCGCUCACAGGCGGCAGCUGGACCCCGCAGCAAGUAGAGGCAGAGCUGCUUCGAGAGCGCGCCACGGUGCUGGUGGCGGACGAUGGCUCUGGGCCCGUGGGCUGGGCUGUGGGCUGGGCGGUGCCCCAGGAGCUGCACCUCAUGAACAUUGCCGUGCACCCAAACCACCAGCGCUGCGGCCACGCCCGCGCCCUGCUCACCACGCUCUUCAACCAGCACAGGCAGGAUGCGGAGAGUGUGCUGCUGGAGGUCCGGGCCUCCAACGAGGCCGCCCUGCGCCUCUACAGCUCCCUCGGCUUUGAGCGGGUGGGCCUGCGGCGGCAGUACUACCCGGAUGGGGAGGAUGCGGUGCUGAUGACGCUGCUGCUGCGGGAGCGGCGCAUGGCGUGA
Molecule: messenger RNA, 438 nt
Organism: Chlorella variabilis
Lineage: Eukaryota; Viridiplantae; Chlorophyta; Trebouxiophyceae; Chlorellales; Chlorellaceae
Exons: 4
Coding region: 1-438 (145 amino acids)
Biological process (GO): N-terminal protein amino acid acetylation
Molecular function (GO): N-acetyltransferase activity
Source: RefSeq, a predicted model, not a curated record